GUCACAUGAUUUGCUUUGUGGUCGAAAACUAAAAAUGGCCGCCCACUUGUCAUACGGAAGAGUUAAUUUGAACAUUUUGAGAGAAGCAGCACGAAAGGAGCUCCGGGAGUUCUUGGACAAGUGUGCCGGAAGCAAGGCAAUUGUUUGGGAUGAAUAUCUGACUGGACCUUUUGGACUAAUCGCACAAUACUCUUUAUUAAAAGAACAUGAGGUGGAAAAGAUGUUUACCCUCAAGAGUGGUCGCCUCCCCUCUGCCGAUGUCAAAAAUAUUAUCUUCUUUGUUCGUCCCAGACUAGAGCUUAUGGAUAUCAUUGCUGAGAAUGUUUUCAGUGAAGAUAAGCAUUCGACGCGUGACUUCCACAUUCUUUUUGUGCCCCGGCGGAGCCUGUUGUGUGAACAGCGGCUCAAGGAGCAGGGCGUGCUGGGCUCCUUCAUCAACAUUGAUGAAUACAUCCUGGACCUGAUUCCUUAUGACGGCGACCUGCUGUCCAUGGAAUAUGAAAGUGCCUUCAGGGAGUGCUAUCUAGAAAAUGACCAAACAAGCCUUUACCACACAGCUAAGGGCCUCAUGACCUUACAGGCGCUGUAUGGCACCAUUCCACAGAUUUAUGGGAAAGGAGAGUGCGCACGGCAUGUUGCCAACAUGAUGCUGAGGAUGAAGAGGGAGUUUGCUGGAAUUCAGACUCAAAUCCUGCCCGUGUUCGACACGCUGCUCCUCUUGGACCGCAACGUAGACCUGCUCACUCCUUUGGCCACACAGCUCACAUAUGAAGGGCUCAUUGAUGAGAUCUACGGAAUCAAUAAUGGUAAUGUCAAGUUGCCACCUGAGAAGUUUGCCCAGAAAAAACAAGGUGAAACCAGUAAAGAUUUGCCCACCGAGCCUAAGAAGUUGCAGCUCAAUUCAGCAGAAGAGCUGUACGCUGAAAUCCGGGACAAAAACUUCAAUGCUGUUGGAGCAGCACUGAGCAAGAAGGCUAAAGUCAUUUCUGCUGCAUUUGAGGAACGCCACAACGCCAAAACAGUGGGAGAAAUAAAACAGUUUGUGUCUCAGUUGCCUCACAUGCAGGCAGCACGGAGCUCCCUCGCCAAUCACACGUCCAUCGCAGAACUCAUUAAAGACAUCACCACAUCGGAGGCGUUUUUUGAUAACCUAACAGUGGAGCAGGAAUUCAUGACUGGAGUCGACACAGACAAGGUAAACACCUAUAUUGAAGACUGCAUUGCCCAAAAAGAUCCCCUCAUCAAGAUUCUGCGUCUUGUGUGUAUGCAGUCAGUCUGCAACAAUGGCCUCAAACAGAAAGUCCUUGACUACUACAAGAGAGAGAUUCUCCAGACCUAUGGUUAUGAGCACAUCCUGACACUAAACAACCUAGAGAAAGGAGGUCUUCUGAAGCCACAAACAAGCUCGAGGAAUAAUUACCCUACGAUUAGAAAAACCCUUAAACUGUGGAUGGAGGAUGCAAAUGAACAGAACCCCAACGACAUCUCGUACGUAUACAGUGGCUAUGCUCCAUUAAGCAUCAGACUGACUCAGGUGUUGGCCAGGCCAGGCUGGCGGAGCAUCGAGGAAGUGCUGAAAAUGCUCCCAGGUCCACACUUUGAGGAACGCCAACAGCUGCCUGCUGGACUCCACAAAAAACGCCAGCAGGGGGAGAAUCGAACAACGCUGGUGUUUUUCCUGGGAGGAGUAACAUAUGCUGAAAUAGCCGCGCUUCGUUUCCUCUCUCAAAUGGAAGACAGCGGGAUGGAGUAUGUUAUCGCCACAACCAAACUCAUCAAUGGUACAUCUUGGAUCAAAUCCCUUAUGGACCGACCUGAAGCACAGAUGCACUGA
This is a messenger RNA of Dunckerocampus dactyliophorus (ringed pipefish), 1834 nucleotides long. It is a transcript of the gene vps33a, whose product is annotated as VPS33A core subunit of CORVET and HOPS complexes. Gene Ontology annotation, cellular component: CORVET complex; lysosome. The record is from RefSeq and is a predicted model, not a curated record. Gene Ontology annotation, biological process: intracellular protein transport; vesicle-mediated transport. NCBI's taxonomy places the organism in Eukaryota, Metazoa, Chordata, Actinopteri, Syngnathiformes, Syngnathidae. The coding region runs from base 35 to 1834 and encodes 599 amino acids. The transcript is spliced from 13 exons.